CUUCUGGUUUCCGACGAUCUGACGACGCAGUGACGCAAUAGAGCUUCUCUAUGGAUUCCGGUCGUCUGUUCUUCGAUGCUUCCUGCCAUGGGAACAUGUUGUUCCUUGGGAACCAAGAUUCCAUCUUUCGAGGAACAGGAUCGAUGCUGAACAUGGAGGAAAGCACGAAGAGACGCCCUUUCUUUAGCUCGCCGGAAGAACUCAUGGAUGAAGAAUAUUACGACGAACAGCUUCCAGAAAAGAAACGGCGCCUUACCUCUGGGCAGGUUCACCUCUUGGAGAAGAGCUUCGAAACAGAGAACAAGCUGGAGCCAGAGAGGAAGACACAGCUUGCGAAGAAGCUCGGUCUGCAACCGAGGCAGGUUGCCGUGUGGUUCCAGAACCGCAGGGCUCGUUGGAAGACGAAGCAGCUCGAGAGAGAUUAUGAUGUUCUCAAGUCAUCUUACGAAUCCCUUCUCUCCGAUUACGAAUCCAUGCUUAAGGAGAAAGAUAAGCUCAAAGCUGAGUUGGUGGCCCUGAAGGAGAAACAGCAGGCAAAGGAAGCAACAGGAGAUGGUGGUCAGAUACCGGUUGGACCAGUGGUCGAACCGGAAGGAGGGCUGGGAGAGGAAGGAGCGGUUCAGAUAAGCGUGAAGGUGGAGGAUAGGCUGAGCUCAGGGAGCGGAGGAAGCGCGGUGGUGGACGUCGAUGAUGGUGGUCUACAGCUGGUGGACAGCGGCGACUCUUACUUUCCUGAUGAGGAGGAAUACCACCAUGGCUGUAUGGCGGGAGAUGGAUCUGGCUCUGGGCCUGUCGAUAGGGUGGAAGAUAACGGCAGUGACAAUGGUGGCACUUACUUUUCCGGCGACUUCGCCAGUGUCGACCACCAAUCGAAUGAGGCCACCGAACCCUUGGCCUGGUGGGUCUGGUCUUGAAAAGUUCUCUCUUUCUCUUCAUUUUUCUUCUGCAAAAUCGCCAUUCUG
Messenger RNA from Telopea speciosissima, 962 nucleotides. Its product is annotated as homeobox-leucine zipper protein HAT5. Gene Ontology annotation, biological process: positive regulation of DNA-templated transcription. Gene Ontology annotation, molecular function: sequence-specific DNA binding; DNA-binding transcription factor activity, RNA polymerase II-specific. The record is from RefSeq and is a predicted model, not a curated record. Lineage: Eukaryota; Viridiplantae; Streptophyta; Magnoliopsida; Proteales; Proteaceae. The transcript has 5 exons. Bases 51 to 914 code for a protein of 287 amino acids. Gene Ontology annotation, cellular component: nucleus.